This is a messenger RNA of Papilio polytes (common Mormon), 750 nucleotides long. RefSeq lists its product as uncharacterized. The record is from RefSeq and is a predicted model, not a curated record. Lineage: Eukaryota; Metazoa; Arthropoda; Insecta; Lepidoptera; Papilionidae. Bases 10 to 633 code for a protein of 207 amino acids. The transcript is spliced from 6 exons.
UGCAUUAAAAUGAAUGAAAACGAAAUUGAUGUCCUUAGAAAUGAACUGGAACAUGAAAAAACAUGCAGAGAAGCUGCAGCAUGGCAGAAUACAGAAAUUGAGAAACAAAUCGUUUCUAUGCAAGAGGAAUUACGAAAAUCUGAUUAUCCUUGGGAUAAAGAUGAUGACUUGCAGAAGGAGAGUGCAAGACAUAAGCAACUGCUAGAUGCUAUAGAAACGCUGAAAGACCAAUUGCCUAUUUUGAAAGAAAGAAUUAAGAAUGCUAAAGUGUGUGGACCAGAUUGUAAAUUAAAACACGACGACCUCAACAUCAACUUAGACAUUCUUACGCCUGCUGAACUUCUGCGUACAGUGAAAAGAUUUGAACGACUCAAAACGGAUUUAAUAAGUACAUUACGUAGUAAGGAAUGGCGGUUGGACUCGGAGUCUAAGUUGUUCGUACGUGUGAACGAUCAGAGGACUUAUCUUCAGAACGAACUUAUGAUAUGUCACAACAAUAUAAUGCGUUUGCAAAGGAAUGGAAGUUAUUGGCAGAAUAUUCCCCGUAAAAAUGACGAGAGAAUCUUGGACCCAAAGCGAGGACCUAUAAAGAAAAUAUUUUGCAACGACCGUCUCCCGCCAAUUGUCACCUAGUGGGUCUACCAAAAGUCGUAUUUUGGUAGAAUUUUAAAUAAAAUUUGUCACACAGUAGUACAAUGUAGAAAAAUGGUAGUUGCAGAUUAUUUAUGCAGUGUGUUAAAGAUUUAUAGA